AUGGUCCAGAAAAGUGACUCGCAAAAGUAUACGAUCCGAAACCUCGAGCAAAUGCCAGCAUUGUUAGAGGCCCGGUUGAGCCCUGUGCAAAAAGUGUCGAAAAUGGUGAUGAAGAUGGUGCGAGGGGAGAACGAUACGGAGGCUGUUGGAAACUGGACGCGCACGUAUGAGACGAUUCUGAAGCUCAAGAAGCAGCUUGACGCCCAGGCGCGCGAGCCGGGGGCCAAGGUGUACGACUUGAGGAUCCGCAUCAACGGCAAGGAGGGACGAGAUAAAAAUAUGAAGUUCCUUUCACCAAGGUUUGCUCCGAUAAUGCCGGACAAAUACGGAAUUACGGACAAACGACAAUUAUCGCCCUCGAUUUUGUCAUUUUACAAGGACGAUGCGGAGGAUCAAAUCUUACCGUUGCCGAAGAUCCUCGAAGCAGCCGGCCUAAAAGACAAAGACCGGGCUGCCAUGAUGGAGAUGAUCAUGGAAGUUUCCGGAACGAGAGGCAUCGUCGACGACGCCAUGAAGAUGGUGUCGAAGAUGAACAUCUUCGGGAUGGAGGGCGAGCUGUUGAGCGUCACCAAGCGCAUCAUGCAAAUGUUUGGGCGGCUGGAGAAUUCUUUUAACGGCCGUCAGCGCAAGGAGAUGAAAAAGCGCGGUUACACCUUUGCCACACCGCACCAACUCGAGAAGCUUCAUGAGGAGCAAGGGAUCCGGGACCGAAAAGACCACGGAUUUGACUACGACUACUACCGGAAUCUGACGCGGGCCCAGAAUGAGGAAGCGUUAUGGUUGAGGAUACGGCAAAUAGCGUCGAAUAGCACCGAGUGCUGGGGCCUGUUGUGUUGUCACCAUCGAUUUUCAGUCCCC
Messenger RNA from Mesorhabditis spiculigera, 858 nucleotides. Lineage: Eukaryota; Metazoa; Nematoda; Chromadorea; Rhabditida; Rhabditidae. The record is from the annotation of a GenBank genome assembly.